CACUAUGGGAAGAUUACACUAUCUGCUAGCCAGGACGCCAAAACUGCAAAUGUCGUCACUAGCAAGAAAACCAUUUUUGUCAAUAAUUUUAAACCCGACACAACCGAAGACGAUCUCUUGGCUUACUUCUCCAAAUUUGGCACAAUCCAGAGGGCCAAGAUAAUAACCGAUAAGGCAACGGGCAGAUCUCGAGGCUUCGGGUUCGUUACCUUCACUGAUGAAAAAACGUUGCAGGGUGGCGUUCUGGAGGCUUGUCAUUUCCUUGGUGUCCAGUUGAGUUUUCUACCAUGGCCGGUUUUGCUGCCGUACGGAUUAAUUUCUCAGACGGAGUGGCAACGACGACUACUUCAACUGGGUUUAGAGUAG
This is a messenger RNA of Dibothriocephalus latus, 366 nucleotides long. NCBI's taxonomy places the organism in Eukaryota, Metazoa, Platyhelminthes, Cestoda, Diphyllobothriidea, Diphyllobothriidae. The record is from the annotation of a GenBank genome assembly.